AUGGCAGACCUGUUCGUAACAGUUCUCUUCGUACCCUAUCCAGGCAAAACAGAACGAUUUACGGGCUUUCCAAACUAUUUCAAGGUCAAAACUCUUCUGGAGACCAUCUCCAGACAAGUCGAAGAGACUCUGGAUUCGAUCCUGCAGUUCCAGCUUUUUGAGGAGAUAUGCCUGAACGAAGAACAUUUCAACGAAACAAGCAAGAUCAUCGUGCACAUUGAAUGCAAAGAUAAGGAAGCAAUUGAUCAAUACCAUGCCUUAAGCAGCUUUAGGAAUUUCUGGAACGCUAUUUCUGAAGAGAAUCUUCUUGUUGUUCCUGUAGACGCAAACAUUUGUAAACAUUUUGGAGGGUUUGCUGCUAGGAAUUAA
Molecule: messenger RNA, 369 nt
Organism: Trichoderma harzianum CBS 226.95
Lineage: Eukaryota; Fungi; Ascomycota; Sordariomycetes; Hypocreales; Hypocreaceae
Exons: 3
Coding region: 1-369 (122 amino acids)
Source: RefSeq, a predicted model, not a curated record